AUGGCAAGGGGAGCUUCUUGGCAUCAUUACCAAAAAAGCUUUGGGGCAUGGAUGUCGGCAGCCAAAGCGAACACCUCGACCUUCCUACAUACCUUGUCAUGCUUCUACGUCUUCAGCCGCUACGGUCUCUUUGUGUCAAAAGUUACCGGCCCCUCCAUGCGGCCUACCUUCGGGGGCCAAGGGGACUACGUGGUUGCGGAGGCGGUGACGCCGAUGUGGGGCGACCUUAAGCCCGCGUCCACCUAUGUCAAUACCAUCACCACCGCUGCCUCCUUCCCCCGAAGCACCCAGCUUGAGGCCCCGCUCCUCUUGAUCUCCCCCAUCCUAGGAGACAUCGUGAUUUGCGCCCGGCCCGUGGACCCAGCGGAGUCCAUCAUCAAGCGCGUGGUGGCGCUGGAGGGGGACGAGGUGGUGCUGUAUCCUGAUCGGGAGAGCAGCGAGGUCCGGAGGGUGAAGGUACCCCCGGGGCACGUGUGGAUUCAGGGCGACAAUCUGACGCAGUCGUUGGAUUCCCGGCAGUACGGCGCCGUACCGAGGGCCAUGGUGCGAGGCCGAGUAAUCUUUCAGGGCUUCCUUUUGUGCUGGCAGAUAUAA
Molecule: messenger RNA, 594 nt
Organism: Volvox carteri f. nagariensis
Lineage: Eukaryota; Viridiplantae; Chlorophyta; Chlorophyceae; Chlamydomonadales; Volvocaceae
Exons: 6
Coding region: 1-594 (197 amino acids)
Cellular component (GO): membrane; mitochondrial inner membrane peptidase complex
Molecular function (GO): serine-type endopeptidase activity
Source: RefSeq, a predicted model, not a curated record